AUGACUGAUAGCUAUAGACAGCUUGCAGUGGACUUAGCCUCUCGUUUCAACGGUGAAAUCAUCAAUGGCGAUGCAAUGCAGAUGUAUCGUGGUCUACCCAUUAUAACGAACCAAAUCCCAACCGAGGAACGAAAUGGCAUCCCCCACCACCUCCUCAGUUGCAUCGACCCGGACGCAGAAGCAUGGCGCGUAGGGUUAUUUAAACGCGAAGCUCUCCGGAUCAUAGAUGACAUUCGAUCAAGGGGAAAGGUGCCCAUACUUGUUGGAGGAACGCAUUAUUACACGCAAGCGGUGCUUUUCAAAGACCAGCUCGUGGGCGAAGGGGUGGACGACGAAGGCGAGCGCGAGCAGCUCACGGAGUUUAGCUCCACUUCUUCGAAGUGGCCAAUUCUAGACGAGUCGACCGAAGUCCUCUUGGAGAAAUUGCGAGAGGUCGACCCUGUCAUGGCUGGUCGUUGGCAUCCAAAGGAUGGGCGCAGAAUCCGUCGCUCACUGGAGAUAUUUUUCCAGACUGGACGGCCAGCUUCGGAGAUUUACAAAGAGCAGAUGACGCAGAAGAGAAAGGCCAUGGACCAGAGUGAUAGUCUAUUGCGAUUCUCGAAUACAUUGGUGUUUUGGGUCCAUGCCGAGAAGGAGGUUCUCAAUGCGCGCCUGGAUGCGCGUGUCGAUGACAUGGUCAAGCAGGGCUUGAUGACUGAGGCGCAGAAGAUGUCGGAUUACCUGCAAGAGAAAGCUUCGCAGGGAGUCGAGGUCGACCAAACGCGAGGAGUGUGGGUGUCAAUUGGAUUCAAGGAACUGGCGAACUACUUCGAAGUUGCCCGGAAAGGUGAGCAGAGCGAAAAAGAGCUCGAAGAUCUCAAGCGGGCUUCUUUGGAACAAAUACGGACUGCUACACGACAGUAUGGAUCGUCACAAGUCAAAUGGAUCCGCAACAAAUUGUGGCGUGCCCUCACAGAAGCUGGCGAGACGAAUCGUCUAUACCUGCUGGACAGUUCGAAUGUCAGCAACUGGAGCGAGUGCAUCACUCAACCCUCGGAGAAGAUUGUACAAAUGAUGCUUCAGAAUGAACCCACUCCUGACCCCAAAUCACUUUCUCAGCUGGCGGCGACUGAGUUCGGGGCGAAAGAGGCCCAAGUCAAGGCGCCGAAAGAGCUGAUUGGGAAAGUCUAUACCUGCGAAUGCUGCAAAAAGACGUUGGCGGGCGAGGACCAGUGGAAUAUUCACCUCGAUAGUUAUCAGCAUAAAAGGGGCCUUAAGUCUGCAAAGAAGAGGGAAGCGCGUGAUGAAUAUUUCCGGCAGAAGGAGUUGGAAGCACAGGAGGCUGCUGUCAACGAGAAACUCGAACAGGGACCUGAGAAUGGCUCAUGA
Messenger RNA from Penicillium soppii, 1368 nucleotides. Its product is annotated as tRNA dimethylallyltransferase. Gene Ontology annotation, molecular function: ATP binding; tRNA dimethylallyltransferase activity. Bases 1 to 1368 code for a protein of 455 amino acids. Gene Ontology annotation, biological process: tRNA modification. NCBI's taxonomy places the organism in Eukaryota, Fungi, Ascomycota, Eurotiomycetes, Eurotiales, Aspergillaceae. The transcript has a single exon. Gene Ontology annotation, cellular component: mitochondrion. The record is from RefSeq and is a predicted model, not a curated record.